Molecule: messenger RNA, 2236 nt
Organism: Suncus etruscus (white-toothed pygmy shrew)
Lineage: Eukaryota; Metazoa; Chordata; Mammalia; Eulipotyphla; Soricidae
Gene: AK7
Product: adenylate kinase 7
Exons: 18
Coding region: 1-2172 (723 amino acids)
Biological process (GO): nucleobase-containing compound metabolic process
Cellular component (GO): cytoplasm
Molecular function (GO): ATP binding; AMP kinase activity
Source: RefSeq, a predicted model, not a curated record
AUGUUAGAGGAUGAGGACGUUACUACUACGAUCGAGAAAGCUAUCCGGGUCCAGAGGGUGUUUAUAAACCUGCUGGACACUUUCAGCAGCCGAAAUAUCGGGAAAUAUCUCUCCAACUGUGUGAUUGGGGCCUCCCUGGAGGAUAUCAUUGAGGAGGAAGAAGAGGAAAAUGAGAGCAAAUCGGGCCAGCUGGAGCCUGGCUUGGUCAAGCAAAAGGAAGGUGCCUUCCAGGUGGUGGGUACCGUUUCCCAGCUGGAGACAAUGCAGCCCGAGUAUGCCACUGAGACCUACUAUGGCAUUUCUCGAGAAGACCUGCUCUUGCGGCUGAUGGAGUGUGACAUAAUCAUAUACAACAUCUCAGAGACCACCAGGCAGGUGGAUGAGGCCGUGUGGGCGGUGUCUGCACUGAACGAGGAAAUUAGCCAUUUCGAGAAGAGGAAGAUGUUCAUUUUAGUGUCCACAGUCAUGACCUGGGCACGCUCCAAACCGCUGGACAUGGAAGAUUCUGAGAUUCCAUUAACCGAAGAAGAUUACCGCAGAAGAAAGAACCACCCCAAUUUCCAGGAUCACAUAAAUGCUGAAAAACUGGUUCUCAAGUUGGGGAAAAAUGUCAAAAAACUCAUAACUUACGUAGUGGCUUCAGGACUUCAAUACGGACUUGAAGGAGGCAUCUUUCACACAUUUUUUAAGAUGGCUUGGAUGGGCGAGGUCCCUGCAUUACCAGUUUAUGGAGACGGACUGAACUACAUCCCAGCAAUCCAUAUUAUGGAUCUAGCAGCAGUGAUUCAGAACGUCAUCGAUCAUAUGCCCAAGGCUCACUACCUGCUCGCUGUGGAUGAGUCUGUGCUCACCCUGGAAGAUAUCAUCAAGUGCAUCAGCAAAAAUACUGGCACCGGUAAAAUUCAAAAAGUACCCAAAGAAAAUGCUUUUCUAAUAAAAGACUUACGACAAGAGUCUGUGGACCAGCUCUUGAUCAACUUGCGGAUGGAAGCAGCUUAUGUGAAGGAGAACUUCAAUGUCCGCUGGAUUUCCCACACGGGCUUUGUGGAGAAUAUCAACACGAUCCUCAAGGAGUACAAGCAGACCCGGCGGUUACUGCCCAUCAAGAUCUGCAUGCUGGGGCCCCCAGCCGUGGGCAAGUCCAGUGUGGCCGAAGCUUUGUGCCGCCACUACAAGCUGCACCACAUCAAGCUCAAGGAAGUGAUUUCUGAGACCAUCGCCAAACUGGAAGCCAUUGUGGCACCAAAGGUAUCAUCAACUCCUGACGAUGAGAGUGAGGAAGAGGAGGAGGAGGAGAAUGUGGAAGAAGCGCAGGAGCUUCUGGAUGCCAUCAAGGAAAGCCUGGAGCAGAACGCAGGUCACCUGGAAGAUCAAUAUAUUAUUCGAUUUGUAAGAGAAAAGCUAAAAUCUAUGCCCUGCAAGAAUCAAGGUUAUGUUUUGGAUGGAUAUCCAAAGACCUAUGAUCAAGCAAGAGAGCUGUUUAAUCAAGAAGAUGAAGAAGAGGAGGAGGAAUCCAGAAGCAGAAUGAUGCUUUACGAUAAAGCAAUCAUUCCUGAAUUCGUCUGCUUGCUGGAUGCCUCUGAUGAGUUCCUGAAGGACCGAGUGAUCAACCUGCCCGAGAGCUUGGUGGUGGGAACCCACUACACUCAGGACCGCUUCCUCCGAGCACUGGGCACCUACCGGGACAUCAAUACCGAGGAUGAGACUGUCCUGAACUACUUUGAUGAACUUGAGCUCCACCCCAUCCACAUAGAUAUAGGGAAACUGGAAGACCCCCAGAACAAGCUCGUGAUCAAACAGCUCAUCAAAGAGAUCGGAGAGCCUCGCAACUAUGGCCUGACGGAGGAGGAAAAGGAAGAGGAGGAGCGCAGGGCUGCAGAGGCUCAGCGGGCCAAGGAGGCAGCGGAGGCUGCAGAGAAGAUGCGCAAGGAGGCCCUGGAGAUGGAGGAGAAGCAGGCGCGCAGGGAGGAGUGGAGCAAACGACUGGAGGAAGUGAAGAGAGAGGAGAGAGAGCUGCUGGAGGCCCAGUCCUUGCCCCUUCGAAACUACUUAAUGACCUACGUGAUGCCCACGCUGAUCCAGGGCCUAAAUGAGUGCUGUAGGGCCAGACCUGAAGAUCCUGUGGAUUUUCUGGCUGAGUAUCUCUUCAAGAACAACCCAGAAACUAAGUGAAACUUGGAGGCUCAUGUCCAACCCUGGCAGAGAUAGAGAGGGAUUUAACACGGCCGUUGGGAAG